AUGACAAUUUCUGAGAGCGAGGAGAUAGUGCUGUUUAUUAGUACAGUAUAUUCCCAGGUGGAGGGAUCUUCUGCAGGAGCAGCCUGUGAAGACCCACCUCUCGUUGACUUUGGAGAAAUCGUUAGUGGGCAUAAAUCAGGAUAUAAGGAAAGUGACAGAGUGCGGUACGUGUGCAACCCCGGAUACACUUUAUCAGGAUCAGAAUGGGUAACGUGCCAUCACAAAAUCUGGGUACCUCGACCACCACAAUGUUUGGCACCAUGUACCAUUACGAAACAGCAACUGGAAGUCCAAAACCUUCUUCUCUCCAAUGGAAAAAGACACACAUUUUUGAUUCAAAGCGGUCAGUGGCAGAAGUUUAUGUGCAUGACAGGAUUUAAUCUCACAGCCUCUCCUACCAAGCAGUGUUUUAAUGGGCAAAUCGAGCUUCCUUCCUGUAUCGCUGAAAUUGUGUGCUCUCCUCCAAGAAUUCCCAAUGGGAACUUUAGACCUCAAGAAGACAACUACGUAGUAGGUGAUAUAAUCACAGUACAGUGUAAUCCUGGAUAUCAUUUUAAAGCAUUGACUGGCAAAAGCACAGCAGAAUGCACCAAGAAUGGCUGGGUGCCUGAUCCAGGCUGUGUCCAGAAACCAUGUGACUACCCAGCUAUAGAAAAUGGCAAGUUAAGUGAAAGCAUGGAGAACUACAAAAGCUAUUACUUUCCAAUGAAGUUUGGGCAGCAAACUCAUUACUACUGCAAUAAUGGUUAUUCAACCCCGAGUGGAGAAUUCUGGGUUCUCAUGGUCUGUUCUGAAAGGGGCUGGUCUCCAGAGCCAAAAUGCCUCAAAAAAUGUCAUGUCAGACGGAUGGCAAAUGGUUAUUUCUCACAUAACCGGAAGUAUGUUUACAAGGAAGGUGAAAGAGUUAAAUAUGUCUGCAACGAUGGCUAUCAUACUGAACGUGAAGAUGGGGAAGUCACGUGCACAAAGGAUGACUGGUCACCUCCUCCACGAUGUGUCCGUAAAAAUGUUAGCUGUGGAGCCGCACCUGAAAUUCCCAAUGCUUAUAUUACAAGCACUCACCAGGAGAGGUAUCUGCCCAGUGCCAGAGUGCAGUAUGAAUGUGAAAGCAAUUUUCAAAUGAUGGGUGGAAAUUAUGUCACUUGUAGAAACGGAGAAUGGUCACAAGCACCAAUCUGCAGAGAUGUGACAUGUGAACCUCCUCCAGAAAUUGCGGGUGGUAACGUUCAAGGUGUGAAAAAGUCAAGGUAUUUGCCUGGGGAGAGUGCUCGCUAUCAGUGCUGGCAAGGUUUUCAGAUGACUGGGACUUCCACCGUAGCAUGUCAGAAUGGGACCUGGACAGAGCUGCCCAAGUGCAAAGGGAAAGGUGGGAAAUGUGGCCCGCCUCCAGUUAUUGAAAAUGGAGACCUUCUUUCCUUCCCCAUGCAAGAAUAUCCACAAGGUACAACUCUGGAAUACAAAUGCCCCAGUCUCUACGUCCUGGAAGGAUCUCGGUAUAUCAUCUGUACUGGCGGGCAGUGGACAAGCCCCCCAGUUUGCCUAGGUAGGUUGAAGCACGUGCUGUGUGGCCAAAGGCUGUGUGAUUGCUCCUGUUUUCUUUUUCUCAGAUCCUGA
This is a messenger RNA of Aptenodytes forsteri (emperor penguin), 1614 nucleotides long. RefSeq names its product complement factor H-like. NCBI's taxonomy places the organism in Eukaryota, Metazoa, Chordata, Aves, Sphenisciformes, Spheniscidae. The coding region runs from base 1 to 1614 and encodes 537 amino acids. The transcript is spliced from 9 exons. The record is from RefSeq and is a predicted model, not a curated record.